Molecule: messenger RNA, 408 nt
Organism: Anoplophora glabripennis (Asian longhorned beetle)
Lineage: Eukaryota; Metazoa; Arthropoda; Insecta; Coleoptera; Cerambycidae
Product: ribosomal protein 63, mitochondrial
Exons: 2
Coding region: 42-359 (105 amino acids)
Biological process (GO): mitochondrial translation
Cellular component (GO): mitochondrial ribosome
Molecular function (GO): structural constituent of ribosome
Source: RefSeq, a predicted model, not a curated record
UAACACUUUGGCCUGAGCUUCAGUUUACGUCAAAAUUCAAAAUGCGUAUUUUUCAAGCAUUAUUUCGCAGAAAACACAUGCCAAACGGGCAUAUAUACAGAGGAAAGAACCGUUUGUACAGAGAACCCCAAGUGGAAGACGUGGUGAAGCUCAGAAAUCGGUUCGAAAUCGAAGAAGAGAACAUGUUCUACCUUAGACACGCCUAUCUCACACCCGAACAAUCUUAUGGACAUGCGAAGGCUUUGGGAAAGAACGAAGAAAACUUCAUCAAAACCAAAACAAAGAGGAGACCCUUCUACGACCAUAUCACUAUCGAAGGCACAUUGGCGCACCUCCGCGUGAAAGAACCUUGGGAUUAACAGUUUUUGGGUGCUUUAAAUAGUUUUAAUAAAUAGUGUUAUAGUUUUA